Molecule: messenger RNA, 1652 nt
Organism: Trichobilharzia regenti
Lineage: Eukaryota; Metazoa; Platyhelminthes; Trematoda; Strigeidida; Schistosomatidae
Source: the annotation of a GenBank genome assembly
UACUUACUUUUACAUCAUGAUAAUUUUCCGCUCAUAUUAAAAAUAUUUUGGAUUCACGAGAAAAUGUCGCUUUGUAGACAAAAUUUUCAUGAAGAAUGCGAGGCUGGAAUCAAUAAGCAGAUUAACAUGGAGUUAUAUGCCAGCUAUGUAUACAUGACCAUGGCUUUCCAUUUUCACCGUGAUGAUGUUGCACUGAAUGGGUUUCACAAGUUUUUCUUGAAGGAGUCUGAAGAAGAGCGACAGCAUGCCCUUAAGUUAAUGACGUAUCAAAACAUGAGGGGUGGUCGUAUUGUUUUACAAGAUAUCUCAGCACCUCCCCAACUCUCCUGGACUUCUGGCCUGCAAGCAAUGCAAGAUGCAUUAGAUUUGGAGAAGAAAGUCAACCAGAGUCUUUUGGAUUUAAUUUCAGUUGGUGAAAAGCAUAAAGACCAUCACUUCUGUGACUUCAUUACAAGUGAGUUUUGUGAUUAAUAAGUGUGGCACAAUCUUCUGAUAACUUUGAGAUAUUUGAAAUUCCCUCUAACAGUCCGCUGACCAAAUCUAAGCAAUUCUAUUAGGUUCAGAGUAAGAUGUUUGGAAGCAGAUAGCAUAGCCGCUUAAUUUUAGUACUGCUUUUUGAUCCCAGACUUUUCAAAAUCUGUUGCAUACUUUUGCUUAGUGAGAUAAAUGUAAAAAUCUCAGGUAGUGUAAAAUUGGUUCAUGAAAUUAUUAACCAGCUACACCGCGAGGUGUUUCUCAAGACGGACUUAUAGCUUGCUUGAGAGAUUCACAAGAGACCAAGUGGUUUUAAGGGUAGUGUGGAAUAUUUUCGUGUGAAGCAAUUUUGAUGCAGAAGCUGUUCACCAUAGGAAUUAGAUGUGUUUAUACAUCGCGGAUAGAUAACGUGAAAUAGCGACGAUGAUGACUAUGGUUUGAAGUGAACAUGUGGGAGUAAUGUUCAAUGAGUAAAUGUUCUGUAUCCUCCUACCGUGAAUCUCAGAAUUAUUUUGUUGGUAAAAGUGGCUUACUCUUACUACAUUUCAAAACAUUGUUGUGGCGUCAUCUUUUCAGUUCUAUGGAUUUCAUUUUCAAAAACAAUUACCAUGAAUACUGCUGACAGACAGUAUAACAUGAAAGUUUUUUGUAAUGUUUGGAAAGUUUGUUGCAACGGUCCUCUCACCUGAUACUUUUGUUGUGGUCGCACCUAUUAAUCAGUAUUCAAAGUUGUCUGAGUGGAGUUUGUUAGAUGUAGUGCUAGUUUAUCACACAAGUUGACAUUUAGCUUACUGUUUAUUCAGUCAGUCAUAUUUUGCAUACUUGAAUGUUAUUUGGUUUUUUUAACCUCUUUUUUUUACCGUUAGAUGAAUAUUUGGAAACUCAGGUACAAUCUAUGAAACAACUCUCGAAUUAUAUUACCAAUCUGCAUCGUGUGGGUAACGGUCUUGGAGAAUAUAUGUUUGAUAAGGAAACUUUACAUGGAGAGAGCCAGUGAUUCCUGGUUUACUCAGAUUAUUAUUAUGAUUAGCUGUGUGCAAACUUCAUUAAACAUUAUUUUGUAAAAUCAAUAAUGCGAAUAGAUAAUUCUGUGUAUUGUGAAGCUUACUUGAGUGUUAUUUUGACUGUUGGUAACUACUGAAAUAUAAUUACGUGAACAUAUACAAAAUUAUUUGAAU